ACAUUUCUAGAACACACACACAAAAAAUAAUAAUUAAAAAUUAUUAAAAAAAAUACUUCCAGAAGUUUCCAGUGAAGUGAUUACUAGUGAUUACUAUUGUUAAAAAUAACAAAAAAAAAACAACCUUAAAACAAAAAAAACACAACAAAAACAAAACAAAACAAACAAAAGAACAAUGUCUUACAUUUUCCCUGAACAAGAUAAUGUAGUGACAAGAGUGAUGGAUACCCUUAAAAGUAUGUCGCCUUACAAGGAAAAGGUAUCUGUUUAUCUUUUACAGGAACCUACACAAAAUGUAUCGUUGUCCCCUUUUAAGGGGGAGAAAAACAAUGGCUUUUUUGUGCUUUAUCAUAACAUGAAACAUGGCCAAACUGCUAGCAAAGAGUUUAUUGAGUUUUUGAGAGAGAGCUGCUCUGUAGAAGAAAAUUAUAGCAAAUUACUCACCAAACUAGCAAAAAAUGUUAGCAAUUGUAUACAAGAGGGAACAUUUUCUCCUUUUUGGAACUUACUUAAAUCUUUGGUUGAAAAACUGGCCACGUUACAUAUGCAACUUGUAUAUACAUGGUCAGAGCUCAUCAAAGAUGUUGCUCGUUACAAUGAAGAACAACAUCGGCGGCACAAGAAUAUGAAAGAAACCGAAUCAGCAACACUGGAGGUUGUACAAUCUAUACAGCAAACCACAACAGCACUUCAUAAAGCCAAAGAAAUUUAUCAUACGCGAGUGUCUGAGUUAGAACGAUUAAAGAAAGAAGGAGCAUCACAAAAGGAUACUGAAAAGGCUGAAAGCAAGUUCCGGAAAGCAAAUGAUGAAUACCAAAAUCUUGUUGACAAAUAUGCAACAGUACGAGAUGAAUUUGAGAAGAAAAUGUCUCAAUCUUGUGAUCAAUUUCAAAAGUUGGAAGAAGAGCAUGCACGUCAGAUGAAAGAUUUCAUAGAUACAUACUCUAAAGCAUGGGUUAAUGAACACAUCUUACUUGGACAGGUACAUAAUGAAUUUAGAAAUAACUGUGAUGAGAUGACUGUACAAAAAUUGAUUCAUACCUUUGUGCAGGCUAAAGCUUCAGGCAAAAUACGUCCGGGUCCAAAAGAAUUUGUUGAGCCAGACCUUUCGUGUUUACCUGUUACAAGACCCAUGUCUCCUGAGAUAGUCGAUAAAAAAGAUGGUUCAUUAGAAAAGAAAAAGGAAGACUCCAGUGGGAGUCCCAGUCCUGUGUUAGCUGAAGCCCAGCCAGGACCGUUGAGCCGCAGUGUCAAGCUGAGAGUGUCUCGAACAUACAGUGACUCAUCUAGCCCAAGUUCACCCAAAAGUGUUCUUGACAUUUUUACAUUCUCUGGGUUCCUAAAAUCUAAGAGAGACAAAAAGAAGGAUUUGAAGAAAAAGAAAAAACGUGAUAAAGAAGAAAGUCAAGAAACUACAAGUAGCAAUGGUGUAAUACCUGAUGUUGAUGAAGAAGGUUACAGUAAACAGCCCGAUACUCUUUUAGACUUGAACGGAGACAAAACAAGCUGGUGCUCUAGUGAAAGUGAUAGUGAUUCAGAAGGUGACUCUGAUCUUAAAAAAAAAAUAAAAGUUGAAAUCCGCCCACUCAGCCCAAAUGGUUCCACGCCAACUGGAACGGUAGAAGACAUCCGUGCCUCCAUUGAAGGAUUGAGGCUGUCACCAACAGUGCCACAUAAGCGUCGCUGUCAAACACCAGUAGACAAGAAAAUGAAACGAUCCCAGUCUGAAUCUGAUACACUAGACCCUGGGAAACCCAGUCAUGAUCUUUUGAAACUGGAUUUAUUUAACACAAGUGCUGCUUCUACGCCAACUGGUGGAAACAAUUACAAUAUGCAAUCACCAUUUGCCCCAUCUUCACAGACAGAUGUAACACUCCAAACAUCAGACAGUGGUUCAACAACAACUCUUUCAAGUUCUAAUGCCAGUGAUGCAGCCAUUACUAGCCAACCUAAUCAAGAUCUAUGUGCAUUACCCUUACCCCCUAAUACCAAAGUAGUUGGCACUUCUAGUCAAACCACAUCUCCAGUUAGUCUGGGGACUACUGCUGCCCCACAUACUACCUUUCCUCAUCCUCCUAGACCUCCUUCACGCACUAAAACUCCUUUACCACAGAUUCCUUUACGUCCUGGACGGACAAGCCCUGCAACUCUGAUCUCACCUCCUGAUAGCACAGGUUCCAUGUUCACAACUACAGCGUCACUCGGAUCAUCUCGUGGUUCCAGUCCUCUAACACUUGGUAUGGCAGAUACUGUUCCCAUGGCAGUGGCCUUUACAGAAAAUAUAAAUGCCUUUUUCAAAGGAACAGAUGCUACCAAGUGUACGGUGACUUUGUCUGGAAAUUUGAUGAUGUCGUUUCCUGCAGGUAUCAUUAAAGUGUUGAUAGAAAACCCAUCUCCCUCCAUGUUAAGUUUUCGUUUGAAUGGUACAACACGUCUAGAUAGCAUCAGAAUCAAUUCCCAACUCAUAUCUCAGGACACCCAACAGAGCACAACCAAUAGUUCGAUAUAUAUAUUUGAUAUGACUGCUCUAACAGAACACCUUCGUGCUCAAGGAGAGAUCAAUAAGUCAGCAUCGUAUUUCAAUGUUGAUAUACUGAAAUAUCAGGUAAAACCAAUGCCUGGUGUAGACAACACACCUCUGCCUUUGGUAGUCUACUGGAAGUGCACUUCAACAGUUACCAACUUCCGACUGGAUUAUAAGUAUAACCCUUGUUCAAUGUCAAAGCCUGUCGCUCUAAAGAACAUCCAAGUAACAGUUCCAGUCAAUGGAGAUGUGGCCAACAUGCAAAGUAUCCCUAGUGGAAACUGGAAUGCCGAGGAAAAGCGGGCUACAUGGAAGUUGGAUGAUAUUUCCGAAAUGAGUGAAAAUGGCACCCAAGGGAACAUCCGUGCAAAAUUCGAAACCAGUAACGGACCUAGCACCCCUUCACCUACUGCCUUGCAUUUCAUUGCUGAAGGGGCCACACUAUCUGGUCUUGAAUUUGAACUUGUUGGUUUAGGUUAUCGGCUGUCAUUGGUGAAAAAACGGUUUGGAGCAGGUAAAUAUUCAGUGGAGCCUGACCCCGACGCAAAGUACACCUAACGUAUUUCUUUCAACCCCGUUUUUGACUAACAUCGCCGUGGCUAGUUGGUUCCGUUAUAUCAACCUUGGCUACUCCUUUACCUUGCUGGCCCAGUUUUCCCUCCUUUUUUUUGUCUUCUCUGUGUUACCUAGCAGGAACGUGGGGGCUGUGCCAGGCAUGACCUUCACUCCCUCCCAGAGAAACUGGAAUAGCCAAUGACAUCAACAGAAAGCUUACUUCUAUCUCCACCAACACUACUACCAUCACAACCACCACCACCACCACUACCAUCAAUGUCAUCACCACUACUACCAUGAAUACUAUGACCACCACCACCACUACCACCAUCACUACGACCACCAUGAUAAUUGCAAUUAUUAUUACUUCUUUUUGAUUUUGAUAACUCAGAACAAAAGUUAAAUAUUUACAAUAACGAUUAACAAACUGUUAAGGACUUUGUUAGAGAGAGAUAUGUAUCUAGUCCUUUACCUGAGCUCCUAUUUAUUCGGCAUCUUUGCAGCUGUUUUUGGGGACAGCUGCAGUUACAGCUCUUUAAAACGACUGUUUUUCUUGGAAGCUGUAUUUUAUAAAUUGACUUAACUGGAGGAUGUAGCCAUAAUCUUCCUCGUCAAUAUUGAAUCCGUGUUAUUUUCAAAGGAAAAAAAAAAACAACGCAAAACGAUACAAAAUGAAACAGACAAAAAAAAAGAGAAAGAAAGGAAGAGAAGAAAGCACAAAAAUUAAGCUUGAAAAAUACAACAACAGCAAACAGGAAGAAGACAUCUACAAAAAACAUUCUACUUUCCUCCAUCCCCCACCAUCAGCUGGUAAUUAAAAGUUCUAAUGACUGCAAUAAAUAAACAAUUAUUUAUACAUUUCUGGGGGAAGACAGUUUGUUUGACAAGCUGUGUGACUCUGAUGUGUGAGGUGGACGAUAUGGAGUUCAGCACGUGUGCCCUUCCAGAGUUAUGUCAAAUACAGUACAGGGGUUGAGGGCAUUGACUAAAUCCCCUCUCCUCACCUCAGAACUACUGGCCUUGAGCUUAAAUUAGAAACAUUAUUAUUAUUAUUUUGGACAGAGUUGAUGAAAUAAAGUUCCAGUGAAGUACAAGGGUUGAUAGCAUCAACUAACUCUUCUCCUUAAAAUUGCUGGCUUUGUGCCAAAAUUUGAAAACAUUAUUAUUAUGCUAAUACUUGCUAAUUUAAUUAGCAGGAAUUUUAUCUUAUUAUUAUUAUUAUUAUUAUUAUUAUUAAGGUGAUGAGCUGGCAGAACCAUUAACACACUGGAAAAAUGCUUAUCGGCGUUUUGUCCAUCUUAACAGUCUGAGUUCAAAUUCCACUGAGGUUAACUUUGCCUUUCAUCCUUUAAGGGUUGAUAAAAUAAGUACCAGUUGACCAUUGAGGUCAGUGUUAUCAACUUAACCCCUCCCUUGAAAUUUCUGGCCUUGUGCCAAAAUUGUAAAUCCUUAUUAUUAUUAUUAUAGGCUAGUAACAGUGAUGAUAUUGCAACAGACAGAUGCUAUAGAAUAGUUUUAUCCCUUUGCUGUUUGAUUUCAAGUCCCUCUGGUAGGAGUAAGGGAUGUCAACUUUCCCUUUCGUCUCUCUGAAGCCAAUAAAAUUAAAUAAAAUAGAACCAUUUGUGGGUAGACUCAAUCAACUUAUAUUCCUUCUCUUUUGAAAUUUUCAGGCUUUGGGUCAAUGCAAGACACAGUUAUCAUUAUUAUAUAAUAUUGAAGAGGACCAUUAAAAGAGGGGUGGGAGUUUAAAAAAGGAUGAUGUUAUUGUAUUACAAACAUUUGAAAAUAUUAGCAAAAGAGAGAGGAAGAGUUUUAUUCAUUAGUGAUAGUGGAUUUGUAUGUGUGUGUUUGUGUGAGGCGGGGGGAGGGGAGGGUUAUGAAUACCAUUCUUGUUAUGCUAAUGUGAUAAAGGUUUAAUUCUGGAUCAGUCAUAAAUCUCAGCUGAUUACCAGACAUACUGAAAGGAAACCUCAAAUUAUUAAAGUGUUCAAUAUGUGGAACUCUGACAUAACAUUACAAAUUUAUCAAACAAUCAUCGAUUUUUUUUCUUUUUUUUUCCCCCGCUCCACUCUCCCCCCAUUUCAAGUUUUAUGUCACAAAUACAAUUGUUUUUUUUUAUUUUCAUUUUUUUUUUCCAAAUUUUCAAAGGAGUGUAUUUUUUGAUAAAAAAAAUAAAUUUCUGGCAUCAUUUA
Molecule: messenger RNA, 5271 nt
Organism: Octopus sinensis (East Asian common octopus)
Lineage: Eukaryota; Metazoa; Mollusca; Cephalopoda; Octopoda; Octopodidae
Product: F-BAR domain only protein 2
Exons: 29
Coding region: 176-3082 (968 amino acids)
Biological process (GO): clathrin coat assembly; clathrin-dependent endocytosis
Cellular component (GO): plasma membrane; clathrin-coated vesicle; cytoplasm
Source: RefSeq, a predicted model, not a curated record